ACAGAAACAGAAAUUAUACUUGAACUAUUUGUCACAUUUAGCAAGAAAGUUCUUCUAUGACGUUUAAUCAGUCCAGACUCUAAUCAUAUUUAGUUAUGAGAUCUAUGUUUUCUUGUAUAUAUUCUUAGAAUAUUGCUGCUAUAAAUUCUACGUAUGACAGACAAUUUUUUAGCAGAUACAAAAAAAAACAGUGAUAUAAUUUAAGUGUAAUAUUUACAAUCCUAUAGGUGAAACAUUUCCCUGAGUGAUACGAUGCGAGUCGCGUCGUCGAUUUGUCUACAGCGAUGAUUCGUAGUGCGUUAACGAUUUUUCUUGGUGUCCUAAUAAUAAAUGAGACUUAAUUAUAAUUAAGAACAAUUCGCGAUAAUAACAGUAAAUAUGUAUUCGUUAUUUAUAUUUUCACGCUUAGAUACGUUAUUAUCUAAACUAUUUGCACGUUAUUGCAAGUAUCUUCUGUGAUUGACACGCUACCAAAUUUCGCUAACGUAAUAUUAAGUACUAUUAUAUGACUAACUGUUGUAUGAUCGCGCUGUCUUCUCUAUACAACGUACAACUGACGAAGAUCAGAUAAUUCAAAGGAUAUUAUUAGGCACUUCACCCUAUCACUCCAUUGAAUGCCAUAUUAUUGACGAUUAAAGCUUGGCUCUAACGAUCUCGAGGGACGCGGAGGAAAUCUCGUAUUCGGAGUGAUAAAUUGUCGCGUUCGGGGCGCGGAGGGAAUUCGAUUUCGAGCAGCCCAGGACAGAGGCUCCAGGGUUAAAGGCAGGGUUCAAAACGCAGGGUAUUUACCUGCCCUGCUCCCUUCACCUUAUGCAGGUACUCUCGACGUGUGUUCGCCGCGGACACCGGCGCCACGGUGACUCCGGUGGAAAAUCAAUAAUCCUGGCUCUGUGUAUGUGCCCGUGCGCGCCUGUGUGUGUGCGCGCCGUGUUCAUCUUACCUUCGGCGUUGCGACGAGACGGUGCGGUGGUUCGCUUAUACCUAUAUCGGAUCUUUUUUUGCGGUGAAGGAGGCGCCAUCGAACUUGGGCACAAAAGCGCGAUUUAAUUCGCAUGAUUAGAUGACGAAACGUGGUUCCGUUGAGUAUCUCGUCUUGAGCCGACCUGAAGAUAGACCGCCGAAGAGGUCGACGUUACGCUUAUCUGUGCGCGAUUUCGUUCCGCAGCCGCAACAAACCUAUAUCGUUAAGGUUGCGACACUUGUAAAUACUCUUCAUAAACUCUAUUCCUUUGUAAAUCACGUAAGAUAAUUUUGAGAUGGAGGUGAUUAGAGAUGAUUUUGAGAUAGGGAUAUUUUAGGAUAUAGAUUUAGAAGAGCUGACGAGAGUGUAUGGCUAAUUAUAAAUAACUAACUACGUAGAUGAUAUCGAUUUUGUGUUUUCGUGAUAUAUAAGCAUUUAAAUGUCUGUAUUGUAUAAAUGAAUAGUGUGGCAUUUGAAAAGUGAUUAUAUGCGGUUCAAAUCAUUUUUAAAAAGUUUCUCAGUAAACGAAAAACCGAGAACUAUCGUUUAAGAGAUAAUGCUAGUAGCAUAGAGGUCACGCAACCGUUAUCGAGAGAAUUGAAGAAAUCUUUUUGCCUGUAUAACGAGAGAAAGCUGCAGAAGGAGCUGGAUGUAUUUAAACAACAGGAUCCUGCUUCGUGGAACCCCCAAGCUGCAGUGUGGGGACUCGCGGUGCAUACAUACAGAGACCGGCUGUUCUCGUUCCGGUGCACAAUGAGCUUCUUGUUUUCCAUUUUCACUUCUUACUCUACCGUACUUUAUCGAGUUCAACAGAGAGCUCUUCGUGACGGCACAUACACACUAAACGUAAUUUGUUCGAAAAAAAAAAACGUUAUUAAUCUUUGCACCUUUUUUUCCAAUCUAUAACUCAACUUCAAAAAGAGCGACUCUUUAAAAAAAUGGUAGUCAGACAUAUAAUAACCUGCGUUAUUAAAAAUACUAUUGCUAUCAUAAUUGUUGAGUGGAAAACCUAUAAUAAUAAACAGUCGUUGCUGCAUAUGAAGUCUAUAUCUUUGAAACUUAAUGAAGGAGAUUAUUGUUUCAUUAUUUUUUAUUUCCAGUUUUUUUCUAACACAUGCAUGUCUGAUGUGUACUUAAUAUUUUAAUCAAUUAAUUUUCAAUUAUUUAAUAAUUUUAAUUUUUUAAAAAUAAAUUAAAUUAUUUCUUAUUUUAUGAAAAUAAAAUUCCGUUUGGAAAUCAUUCAUGUUCGCGUAAACUCUUUUUGAAAAAAGAGGUUUCGGGAGUACGUCCUGCUUUUCUCGGCGACCAGACUUUAGAAAGUGCCACCAGUAAACUUAACCUUCCUCGAUUAUCGAGUCAUUCACUUUGUGAUUCAUCUCAUCCCGCCCACUAGAUACGAAGGCAUUAAUCUGUAUGUACGUUCCCACUACGUUGGCCAUUAAGUAUGACGGCACUCGUGUAAUUGCUCUUAAUUCAACGUAAGUGACUGUCCAGACAUUUAAGAAUGCCAUUCAUGCGCGCGUUCCACCAGGCUUUCGACGUCGCUCGGGGAGAACACGUCGAUCUCGUCGCGAAGCGAUCGAUCUGUCGCUUCACGCCGGUAUUAUUAACGAUUCGAGAGAGGAUUAGAGUCUUGUGUGCAAAAUACCGAUUACACCGCUUCUGCCUCCUUCCUUUCCUUCCCCCCAGAUAUAAUUUGUCAGGUAUAUAAUAAUAAAUUCGUGACAGCAAGCGGUAAUUCCAUUGGCGUCUUUAUGCGCGACGAUAAGCCUCGAGGACGCUUGUUAAUUGAAAAUGCCGACCAGCAAGGUUACGUAAUGGAUAAUAAAAAUUGUGACGCGCUGCAGGAAAAUUGUGUAAAAAAAUAUAAAAAAUACAUACACACACUUAUAAGUCGCGUGAUUUUUUACACUCGCUCGUGUAAUUUUUGUGAACAGUGCGUCUUUAAGUCCAGUAUAGGAUGACGUAAUCAUGUUUGCGCACCGGACGAUUUUAUCAUGAAGCUGCUCCUCUCAAUUUGUCGUUUUCAUCAUUAGAUCACUAUAUCGGUUUACUCCGGUUUUCCUUGAGCUUCUCGCGCGCCCGAACGUCCGCGACAAUACCUGCCGUGUUACUUUACCUGUGACAUUUGGUCUGUUUAAAGAUAAAAAAGAAAAGUCGAUAUCGCUCGCUCGUGCAGCUGCAGCUGCAACUGUUCGUCGUGUUAUCGGUAUUCAUCAGUAAACGUCGUCCGCGAUGGAUCGUCGUAAAUUAGACAACGCGGUUAAUCAGGCGUCACCCUUCAUUAUGCCGGUCUGUUUUUAAUGUUGAAUCACAUUGGUGACGCUGAUCCUUGCGUGAGUUUACAAGAGAGAACACGAUUACGUAAUUAAUGCUUAUUGGUGUUAAUUGAUGUUUAUAUUCACAGAGAAUCCGUUUCUGAUCAUAUAUUUCCAUUUCCUCCAUAUAUGCAUAUAUGUACACAUGUUAAUUGUAAUGUGAAGGCGAAUAUAGAAGAUAUUUUUUGAUCUUCAAUCACAGAUCUAAAAGGAACGAUUUCCUCCUUCUGCCAUAAAAACUCGCAUGCAUUUAAAUUACAGGACGAGUGCCAUUAUAUUUCGCGUACUGCAUUUUGCUAUACACUGCAGCGAAUAUGCAAAAUAAUUAUGCGAACACAGCACGAGUAAAAAUCAUACAAUAUAUUGUAUACUUAAAUAGAAAUACAAAUUUCAGUUAUAAAUCGCCCGAUUUUUACAUCUGUUAUUCAUGUAAUUUCUUACAUCGUUUUUUAACAAAUUUUUAUAAAUUAGACUACUAUUCGAUAAAUUAUUUAGAUAAUUUAAUAAAUAUUUAUCACAUUAGCAUAAAUCUACGUUUCUAGACCUCAGAUACUCUUCGCAAAUCUUUUCAAUGACGUAAAGAGAUGGAAAAAGAGAAUCGAUUCCAUUUUUUUUUUGUAUCGAUCUUCGUUUCUCGUAUUUAUCUACGUGUAGAACAUUCAAAGUCUGCUUGGCACGUGCUCCAAGCUUAUCGUGUAUGCAAGCGCGAUCCCGUGUCGUAAGUCGACACGUUACGCCAAUGCCGGCGAGCGUGUCUACCUUUUCGUCAAGUCACCUUCCUGCGGGGUCCGGUGCGACGCCGAUGCCGAUGUGUAUAUUUCGCGUGUGUGACAUCAUUCGCGUGAUGUAAUCGUCGUGGCGAGCGAGGCGGCCGCGUCUCCCACGCGGAGGCAAGCGCGCGGUAAUGCUAUCUAUUAAAUGAGCGCACGUAUGUGUACCUAGAGCCGUGUACUCUACGGGCGUUAACAGAACGUUGCCACCUCCUUGAUAUCCGGCGAGCUCGGCGAUAGGAGCGAUGCAAUUAGUUGGCGGUAUCGGGACGAUUCGAGGAAUACGAGCAUAUGGAUGAAAAAAAUAAUGGAAAGAAAAACGGAGAUGGAUUCUCCGACUAUAGGAACAACGAUUGCAACACGACAUUUCUCGCCGGUGUUUUUUUUUUGUACACCACCAUUGCAUAGAGUUUAAAUUAUAAUGUCCCACGGUAAAAACAAUACGAUCGAAAAGGAGAUGACUCUCGUGUAGAAAUAAAUGGGGGAAAAAAGCCACAGUUCUGGUUAUCGCGGGACUCUGUACGAUAAUGCGACUUGUGGGUGUUGAUUUAAGGAAAUGUGCCUUUAUUAAGUGCUCCAACAAUAGAUGUGACGCAGAGAAUUUAUAGAUUUAUUACACGGAUCAAUCCCAUGUAAAACAGGCAUAGAAGUUUAUUUAUUGCAGCGCUUCUCGAAAGCCGAUUUAUCAGUAUUUACCUUCAGAUACUAAAGAUACAAUUUUUAUGAUGUGAAGAACAAAUUAUUAUUAUUAUUAUACCUACGUUGCGAUUGGACCGUUGAUGAGAAGAGAUGUGCACGAGAAAUGUAUUUUAAACUAACGAAAUUGAAGGGAAAGAUGAAUGAAGGACUAACAUUGUACGUAGGCGCGCGCAAUCGUGCCUUGUUAUCGAAUAGUGUUGCGUAACAUCUCUUUCGAAGUCCCUUCUAUUUACCCAAUUAUUAAUCGUUAGACCCGCCGUGCAAGAAGAUAAGAUUACUCUGCAAUUCUUAUCUGUACGCGUAGAUUGACGCGCGCUGACCGUAGCUUGCCAAGACACGUUCCGUACAUCGCGUUACUUACCAUUACGCCGCGUGGGUAGCAAAAAAGAAGAAAUUUUUAUGAUUAUUACUUACGUCCUCUCGUUUGCAUUUUAUGCGUGGUGCCGCGUUUUCUAGGCGCGCGGUUGAAGGUCUUACUGUUAGAUAUUCAACGCUGAAUAUCUUCUACAUCUAAAUUAUGUAACGUGUAUGUAAAGGACUGCGAAAAAUAUUUGGCGUUAAGCAUUAAUAGCCCUUUAAUUCAGAAUCUGGAUCGCGUGAUGAAACGAAUGGAGACGUGAUCUUGUGCACCCUUUUUAAGGGUUCGGCAGAAGUGAGCUGUUGGUCUGAUUGACAAAAUGACGACCGACAUCUCGGUGGUGCGCGGGGGUUGGGACCCCACGCUACAACAAGAGAUUGUCGACGAGUACGAAUACGACGGGGGAAACUCGAGUUCGAGACUUUUCGAACGCUCACGUAUCAAGGCGUUAGCUGGUGAGCGUGAAUUAGUGCAAAAGAAGACCUUCCAGAAAUGGGUCAACUCCCACUUAGUCCGAUGUUCGUGCCGAAUCGGCGAUCUGUACGUCGAUCUGCGAGACGGCAAGAUGCUGAUAAGGCUGUUAGAGAUCUUGUCGGGUGAGCGUUUGCCGCGCCCUACCAAGGGCAAGAUGCGCAUCCACUGCCUGGAAAACGUGGAGAAGGCACUGCAAUUCCUACGCGAGCAGAGAGUACAUCUGGAGAACAUGGGUUCUCACGACAUCGUUGACGGGAAUCCACGUCUGAGCUUGGGUCUCAUCUGGACGAUAAUCCUGCGAUUCCAGAUUCAGGACAUCACGAUCGAAGAGACGGACAAUCAGGAGACCAAGUCCGCCAAGGACGCGUUAUUAUUAUGGUGUCAAAUGAAGACCGCGGGUUAUCACAAUGUGAACGUAAGAAAUUUCACGACGUCGUGGCGGGACGGUUUGGCGUUCAACGCGAUCAUACACAAGCACCGUCCGGAUCUGAUUCAGUUCGACAAGCUGUCCAAGUCGAACGCCAUUUACAAUCUCAACAAUGCCUUUAACGUCGCGGAGGACAAGCUCGGCCUCACGAAGCUACUGGACGCCGAGGAUAUCUUCGUCGAUCAUCCAGACGAAAAGUCCAUCAUAACGUAUGUCGUCACGUAUUAUCACUAUUUCUCGAAGAUGAAACAGGAGACCGUGCAAGGUAAGAGAAUCGGCAAAGUGGUCGGUAUUGCGAUGGAGAACGAUCGUAUGAUACACGAGUACGAGAGCCUCACCAGCGAUCUGCUGCGCUGGAUCGAGGCCACGAUAGAGGCGCUCGGCGACCGCAGGUUCGCGAAUUCCCUAGUGGGCGUUCAAUCACAACUUUCGCAAUUCUCGAAUUAUCGCACGGUAGAAAAACCGCCCAAAUUUGUCGAAAAGGGUAAUCUCGAGGUAUUGCUGUUUACUCUACAGUCGAAGAUGCGGGCAAACAAUCAGAAGCCCUACACGCCCAAAGAGGGUAAGAUGAUAUCCGACAUCAACAAGGCAUGGGAGAGAUUGGAAAAGGCUGAACACGAACGGGAAUUGGCCUUGCGCGAGGAACUGAUUCGGCAAGAGAAAUUGGAGCAAUUGGCAGCUAGAUUUAAUCGUAAGGCUAGCAUGCGCGAGACAUGGCUGUCGGAAAAUCAGCGAUUGGUAUCGCAGGAUAACUUCGGCUUUGAUCUCGCUGCCGUGGAAGCCGCCGCAAAGAAGCACGAAGCUAUAGAGACUGACAUCUUCGCCUAUGAGGAACGUGUGCAGGCCGUCAUGGCGGUGUCGCAGGAGCUCGAAGCGGAGAAUUAUCACGACAUUGAGCGUAUCAAUGCUCGCAAGGACAACGUGCUGCGAUUGUGGAAUUAUCUUCUGGAAUUGCUGCGCGCCAGGCGGAUGCGGCUGGAAUUAUCCUUACAGCUGCAGCAGAACUUCCAGGAGAUGUUGUACAUAUUGGACAGCAUGGAGGAGAUUAAGCUGCGACUAUUGACGGACGAUUACGGCAAGCAUCUGAUGGGCGUGGAGGAUCUGUUGCAGAAGCACUCUCUCGUCGAAGCGGAUAUCAAUGUGCUCGGCGAGAGAGUCAAGGCCGUCGUUCAGCAGAGGCAGAGAUUCUUAGAGCAUGAAGAAGGCUAUCGACCGUGCGAUCCGGCCAUCAUCGUCGAGCGCGUGCAACAAUUGGAGAACGCGUACGCCGAGUUGGUGCGUUUAGCGAUCGAGCGUCGCACCAGGCUCGAGGAAUCUCGGAAACUCUGGCAAUUCUAUUGGGAUAUGGCCGACGAGGAGAAUUGGAUAAAGGAGAAGGAACAGAUCGUAUCCACGGGUGACAUCGGUCACGACUUGACUACCAUCAACCUGCUGCUGUCCAAACACAAGGCAUUAGAGAACGAGAUACAGUCGCACGAACCGCAGUUUAUGUCGGUUGCAGCAGUUGGCGACGAGCUAGUCCGACAACAACACUUCGGCUCCGAUCGUAUUCAGGAGAGACUUCAGGAGAUACUCGCUAUGUGGAAUCAUCUGUUGGAUUUGGCGGCUUUCAGAAGAAAGCGACUCGAAGAGGCUGUCGACUAUCAUCAGCUUUUCGCAGACGCGGACGACAUAGACAUCUGGAUGCUGGAUACUUUGCGACUCGUCUCGUCGGAGGAUGUCGGCAGAGACGAGGCAAACGUGCAAUCGCUAUUGAAGAAACACAAAGAUGUAACGGACGAGCUUAAGAACUAUGCCACUACUAUCGAUCAACUUCAUCAGCAGGCGUCUACGUUGGGCGAGCAGGAUGCCAAAUCGCCGGAAGUUCUGGAGAGAUUGUCUUCGAUAGAUAACAGGUACAAGGAGCUCCUCGAGCUGGCCAAGUUGCGUAAGCAGAGACUGCUAGACGCUCUGUCGUUGUACAAGGUGUUCAGCGAGACCGACGGAGUUGAACAGUGGAUCGGCGAGAAGAAUAGGAUGCUGGAUACAAUGGUGCCCGCCAAGGAUAUUGAAGAUGUCGAGAUCAUGAAACACCGCUAUAACGGUUUCGAGAAAGAGAUGAACGCGAAUGCAUCCCGCGUCGCUGUGGUUAAUCAAUUGGCUAGACAGUUGUUGCACGUUGAACAUCCGAACUCUGAACAGAUAAUCGCACGACAGAACGAGUUGAACCAGAAGUGGGCCGAGCUGCGUGAGAAGGCGGAGGGUAAACGCGAGGAAUUAAACUCCGCACAUGGUGUGCAAACGUUCCACAUCGAGUGUCGGGAGACCGUGUCCUGGAUCGAGGACAAAAAGCGAAUCUUACAGCAGACCGACAGUUUGGAGAUGGAUCUGACUGGCGUGAUGACGCUGCAGCGCAGACUGAGCGGUAUGGAGCGCGAUUUGGCGGCCAUCCAAGCCAAAUUAGAUGCUCUGGAGAAGGAGGCGGAAGUCAUACAGAAGGAUCAUCCAGAGGAGGCUGCGAUGAUACGCGAAAGAAUCACGCAGAUUCAUUUGAUUUGGGAGCAGCUGACGCAGAUGUUGAAAGAGCGCGAUGCCAAGCUCGAGGAAGCCGGUGACUUGCACCGAUUCUUGCGCGAUCUCGAUCACUUCCAGACAUGGCUCACGAAAACGCAGACUGACGUUGCCAGCGAGGACACGCCGACCAGCCUUGCCGACGCCGAGAAGCUGCUUACGCAGCAUCAAAAUAUCAAGGAGGAGAUCGACAAUUACACCGACGACUACCAGAAGAUGAUGGAGUAUGGCGAGCGGCUGACGACGGAAGCCGGCGACGGUGAUACGCAGUACAUGUUCUUGCGCGAGAGAUUGAACGCACUAAAGAUGGGCUGGGAGGAGUUGCAUCAGAUGUGGGUGAAUCGUCAGAACUUACUGUCAAACUCCCUGAAUCUACAGGUAUUCGAUCGAGACGCGCGACAAGCGGAGGUGCUCCUAUCGCAGCAGGAGCACAUUCUUGCCAAGGACGAAACGCCGGCGAACUUCGAGCAAGCGGAACACAUGAUCAAGCGACACGAGGCCUUUAUGACCACCAUGGAUGCCAACGACGAGAAAAUCAAUUCGGUCGUACAGUUUGCCGGACGUUUGGUUGACGAGGGACACUUCGCGGCCGAUAAGGUGAAGAAGAAGGCCGAGAACAUCAACGAGCGUCGGCAAAUUAAUCGCGACAAGGCCAAUCUACUUAUGGAAAAACUCAAGGACCAGCUUCAGCUGCAGAUGUUCCUGCAAGAUUGCGAGGAACUCGGUGAAUGGGUACAGGAGAAACAUAUCACUGCUCAAGACGAAACGUACAGAAGCGCGAAGACUAUUCACAGCAAGUGGACCCGUCACCAAGCGUUCGAAGCGGAAAUCGCUAGUAACAAAGACCGCCUACAGCAAUUGCAGCAGGCCGCGGACGAAUUGAUUCUACAGAAGCCGGAUCUAGCCGAGAUUAUCAAGCCGAAGGUAACCGAAUUGGCGGAACAAUUUAUCGAACUGGAGACCACGACUCAUGACAAAGGCGAGCGAUUGUUCGAUUCGAACCGCGAGGUAUUGAUACACCAGACCUGUGACGACAUCGAUUCCUGGAUGAACGAGUUAGAGAAGCAGAUAGAAAGUACCGACACCGGUUCCGAUCUGGCGUCCGUCAACAUAUUGAUGCAGAAGCAACAGAUGAUCGAGACCCAAAUGGCGGUGAAAGCGAAACAGGUUACCGAGCUGGACAAACAGGCAGAACACUUGCAACGCACAGUACCCGACGACAAAAUGGAGGAGAUCAAGUUCAAGAAGGAGAAGGUCGCUCAGAGAUUCGCCCAGCUUAAGGCGCCGCUCAUCGAUCGUCAACGGCACCUCGAGAAGAAGAAAGAGGCCUUCCAAUUCCGACGCGACGUCGAGGAUGAGAAGCUGUGGAUAGCAGAGAAGAUGCCUCAGGCAACUAGCACCGAGUACGGAAACUCGCUGUUUAACGUUCACAUGUUGAAGAAGAAGAACCAGUCGUUGCGCACGGAAAUUGAGAAUCACGAACCGAGAAUCAAUUUGGUGUGCAAUAACGGACAGAAGCUGAUUGACGAAAGACACGAGGACAGCCCCGAGUUCCAGAAACUGAUACCCGAAUUGACGGAGAAGUGGCGUGAAUUGAAGGACGCAGUCGAUGACAGAAACAAGCAUCUACUGCAGAACGAGAAGGCGCAGCAGUACUUCUUCGACGCUACCGAGGCCGAGUCGUGGAUGAGCGAGCAGGAGCUGUACAUGAUGGUCGAGGAUCGUGGCAAGGACGAGAUCUCUGCCCAGAACCUGAUGAAGAAGCACGAGUCGCUCGAACAUGCGGUUGAAGAUUACGCGGAGACGAUCCGUCAAUUAGGCGAGACCGCCAGGCAGCUGAUAAACGAUCAACACCCGCUGGCCGAUCAGAUCGCCGUGAAACAGUCGCAGGUGGACAAACUGUACGCCGGUUUGAAGGACCUGGCUGGCGAACGACGCGCCAAACUGGACGAGGCACUCCAAUUGUUCAUGCUGAAUCGAGAAGUCGACGACCUCGAACAAUGGAUCCAGGAGAGAGAAUUGGUCGCCGGCAGUCACGAGUUGGGCCAGGAUUACGAUCACGUCACGCUAUUGUGGGAGAGAUUCAAGGAGUUCGCGCGCGAUACCGAGGCGAUCGGUUCCGAGCGAGUGGAGGCUGUCAACGGCAUCGCCGACUCUCUCAUCGCCACCGGGCAUUCUGACGCGGCGACGAUCGCCGAGUGGAAGGACGGCUUGAACGAGGUCUGGCAGGACCUGCUGGAGCUGAUCGAGACGCGCACGCAGAUGCUGGUGGCCAGUCGCGAGUUGCACAAAUUCUUCCACGAUUGCAAGGAUGUUCUCGGCAGAAUCCUGGAGAAACAAAACGCCAUGUCUGACGAGUUGGGUCGCGACGCCGGCUCGGUGUCCGCCCUCCAACGUAAACAUGCCAACUUUAUUCAGGACCUGUCCACGUUGCAGAAUCAAGUGUCGCAAAUCGAGGAGGAAUCCGCCAAGUUGCAGGCGAGUUACGCGGGCGACAAGGCGCGAGAGAUCACGAAUCGCGAGGCCGAGGUCGUAGCGGCGUGGAACAAUUUGCAAUCGUUAUGCGAGGGCAGACGAAUGAAAUUGGAGGACACCGGCGAUCUCUUCCGAUUCUUCAAUAUGGUCAGGACCCUGAUGAUCUGGAUGGACGACGUGGUGCGCCAGAUGAACACGUCCGAGAAACCGCGCGACGUCGCCGGCGUCGAAUUACUGAUGAACAACCAUCAGAGCUUGAAGGCGGAGAUCGACGCCAGGGAGGAUAAUUUAAUGGCGUGUAUUAAUCUCGGAAAAGACCUGUUAGCUAGGAAUCAUUAUGCCAGCGUGCAGAUAAAGGAGAAACUGGCGGCAUUGACCGAUCACAGGAAUGCAUUGUUACACCGAUGGGAGGAACGUUGGGAGAAUUUGCAACUCAUUUUGGAAGUCUAUCAAUUUGCCCGAGAUGCGGCGGUUGCUGAAGCAUGGUUAAUCGCUCAAGAGCCAUAUCUCAUGAGCCAGGAGCUUGGUCAUACUAUCGACGAAGUUGAGAAUUUAAUCAAGAAACACGAGGCUUUCGAAAAGUCGGCAGCUGCCCAAGAAGAAAGGUUUAGUGCCUUGCAUCGACUUACUACUUUCGAGUUGAAAGAACUAAAGCGACGAGAACAAGAAAGGGAGGAAGAAGAAAGACGUAAAAAGGAAGAGGCGGCAGCGGCGGAGGCUGCACGUUUGGCCAAGGCGACGCCCGUUACUAGUCCAGAUGAACCACCUAGCGAAAGAGCUGAAACUGAUGGGGCAACAAGUGGAGUAGGAGAUGAGGAACACGCGGCACAUCGCAAGGCUUCUACACGUACACCACAGCAAGACAAGCCCAAAGAAGUGCAUGCACAAAGACCUAGGCAGCUGUCUUUCCGGGAAGGAGAUGGGGCUCAGCCUGUCGUGGCGACGUAUGUGAAACCACCGCCGCCGCCGCACGGUACCCGCACGCCGACAACUCCGAAAGGCAGCGGCUCCGAGGCUGCAAGGCGUAAGGAACGAAGCCGCAGCAAGUCACCGUUCAGGAGCUUCCGCUGGAGAAAGUCCGCCAAGUCGCCGAGUUUAGAUCGCAGUGGCGUGAGUGAUGAUGAGCACAGUAUUCCUGAGCCACGAAGUCCGAGCGACGACGAGUUCGAGGGGCCGUUGCAGCGGAAGCACGAGUGGGAAAGCACGACGAAGAAGGCGUCCAAUCGCUCCUGGGACAAGGUCUACAUGGUCAUACGCGGACAGAGCUUAUGUGUAUAUAAAGAUCAGAAGUCGUACAAAUCCUCGCCCGAUCAAUCGUACAAAGGAGAGGCACCUCUUGAUCUACGAGGCGCGACUAUUACCGUAGCGAGUGAUUACACUAAGAAGAAACAUGUCUUCCGAGUCAAGUCGCAAAGCGGAUCCGACUUCCUGUUCCAGGCCAAAGACGACACCGAAAUGAAUGACUGGGUGUCCGCGCUGAAUCAAGCGGCGCAAGGAACAUCGGGUGCAAGCACAUCCAGGGCCCACACCUUGCCAGCCCCGACACAAGCCGAAACUAAGCGGCGUAGUUUCUUCACUCUCAAGAAAAACUAAACUGGAGCAGUGAAGUACGGUGUAAAGCCGCUCGUAAUGCGUCUGCACAACAUCAUGUUUGUGAGAAAAUGUUUCGUCGCUCUACAUGGUUAAAGCAACGCUAAUAUAAAAUUAGAAGACACGGCCACGGUGUUAUGAAAUGAAUUGAAGGACGGAUUGAACGGGUCUUUGAAAACGCCUACUUUCGAAGAUACGGAGAUAUUUAACGGUUAUAUGUUGAUAUUUACAAGUGUAGGCUAUUGAAAGUCUAAUUAAAUUUAGUUCUUCAAUGAAUUUUUUGGACACUUUGCAAUAUUGCUAGUUGAAGAACAAGCGACAUUUUUUCAUGUCCCACGUUAGCGUGAUCAGACUUUUCACACGGGAUUUAAUUUUAUUACAUUUUACGUAUAUUGACACGUAUUAAGAUGCACGAUCAUUUCCUUGUCGCGGAAAACGAUGAAACAAAUGAUGUCUUCUUUGUGGUACAAAGUAUUUUAUAAGUUGCUGCAAUGUCUUUACAUUCAGCAAUCUUGUUUUUUUUUUUUUUUUUUUCCAAAUAACGUUAUUCGAUAGAAGACGAGCUCGAUCUUGUUGAUGAGUCUGCGAAGAACGUAGAUUGGAGGAGAUAUAUCUUAGUCCAUGAUUUACGAUGAUUUCUUUUUAUAAUUCUAUACGAUGAGUUCAGAUUUUUAACGUCUCUCGAUGCAUUUGACUGCAUUUCGCGCGAGUUCUCGUGUUACAGUGCAGAUAUAAUCUCCGACAAUACUGAAAGGAGGGCGAGAACGAUUCCAGCCGUGUUGAUCGCUUAGGAUAUAUCGCUUUCAUUAUCAUAUUAUCGCACCGCAGUAUUUUACUUGACUUCUUUUCCUGCAAACGUGUCUGUUUGCGUUCGGAUGACUGCCAUAUAUUUUAAGAGCCACACUAACUUGGGACAUAAUAUUAUAUAUAAACUAUAGCUUUUAACAAAUUGUUAAAUAUGCAGCGCCCUAAGGGAAUACCGCAUUGAAGAAUUAUAAAGAAAAUGUAACGACUAA
This is a messenger RNA of Wasmannia auropunctata (little fire ant), 13638 nucleotides long. It is a transcript of the gene beta-Spec, whose product is annotated as spectrin beta chain. Bases 5426 to 12625 code for a protein of 2399 amino acids. NCBI's taxonomy places the organism in Eukaryota, Metazoa, Arthropoda, Insecta, Hymenoptera, Formicidae. Gene Ontology annotation, cellular component: cell projection; cell junction; spectrin. The record is from RefSeq and is a predicted model, not a curated record. Gene Ontology annotation, molecular function: actin filament binding; phospholipid binding; structural constituent of cytoskeleton. The transcript has 13 exons. Gene Ontology annotation, biological process: actin cytoskeleton organization; neuron development.